Mucor velutinosus is the source of this 2736-nucleotide messenger RNA. RefSeq lists its product as uncharacterized. Gene Ontology annotation, biological process: regulation of DNA-templated transcription. The record is from RefSeq and is a predicted model, not a curated record. The transcript has 2 exons. Bases 1 to 2736 code for a protein of 911 amino acids. Gene Ontology annotation, molecular function: DNA-binding transcription factor activity, RNA polymerase II-specific; RNA polymerase II cis-regulatory region sequence-specific DNA binding; zinc ion binding. NCBI's taxonomy places the organism in Eukaryota, Fungi, Mucoromycota, Mucoromycetes, Mucorales, Mucoraceae.
AUGGAACCAAAAAUCAGGCGUGCUGUCAUUCUCAUACCUCGAGUGGUGGAUAUGGAAAACACGAGUGCUGAUCAUGUCGAAAUUGCAGAUUCAACUAUGCAGACGGCAGGCUCUUCUUGUAGCGGCAUCCUCAAACGAGAGCCAAGAUCACGCACCACACUCUUGUCUGGAGAGCAAAGUACAAGCAGCUUUGACACGGACGAUGGCGAGGCACGAUUGGAAGAACCUUUCAUUCCUAAAGACAGCAUGGCAUUUAGGCUGAAGCAGGAACAUGUCGCAGCAUACUACAACAAUGACAGUGCCAACAAAGAAGACGCACUGGUCAAACAAAAAGAGCAGGAGAUCCAUGAGGAAAGCAGCGUAGAUGAAGCAAAGGAUUCCCUUAUCAGGAAAGACAAGCAAACAGCUAUUACCAAACAAGUGAUUGAUGACGAAAAGGACGACAGCGACGAUGAUAGCAAUGCAAACGACUCGCAAUCUACGUUCAAACAAGACAAGGACGCAAUCUAUCCAGAUGAUCAGGAAACGAUGACCAACGAGUUUGUAAUCAAACAUGACACCAUUGAAGUCGGAAAGGGUGAAAUCACAUUGCAUCAAGAAACUCCUGGACAAACUUCAGAUGCUACGAAUGAUCAGGGCUAUAUAUACAAAUGCGCCAAGUGUCCUCACAGAACCACUAAUUUCAUAUUGCUGAUGAAGCAUCGCCAAACGGCUCACAAUGGCCGAGGCUAUGGAGGUACCAGCAUCAAACACUUGCACCUGAACCCAGUUCUGAAUGAUCCCAACCACCACUGUCGAGCAUGUGAAAGAAGAUUCACAAAUCUAAGCGGCUACAGGACUCAUUUGAGAUUGGUGCAUCAUAUUCCAAGACUAGCAAAACAUGACACGCAGCCAACAACGGGAGAGAGAUCCACUGUAGCCGCUGCAAGCAAGCCAAGUGAAGCCAACCACUCGCGCACCAUCAAUGAUCCUCAGACACCAAAGUUUAGAUGUAGCUUCUGCAGCGUGCGUUUCGAUUCCAGGCUGACUUUGACUCAACAUCAAAUAAACGACCACAAGAAACGAAGAAACAGUAAAACGGCACACUGCAUUGACUGUAAUACGCAAUAUAAAAGUACUCAAGAAUGCAGUCGGCACAGACGUCAAGUCCACAAUGCAGAUGUCAGAAAGACCUCUGCGACUACGGCUGAUAUUGACACUGAUACUAUACCUGCUACCGCUAGUAAAACAGCCGGACCAAAAAUUACAUGCAAACUGUGCGGUAUGGGGUUUGAGUCUACAACAGCGCAUUUAAUCCAUUACAGUAAUAUGCACCGAGUCUACACCAAAAGAAGUGGGAUAGACACUGAAUCCUCUAUUACCAGUACCCUGGAGCAACCAUCACUAAAACGUCGCACUCGCCAAAAAACCAAGACUGUUCGAUUCAUGCUUCCUGAUUCUGUUGCAUCGUCGUCGUCGACCACCACCACCACCAUCACCGCCACUAAUACAGCGCCAUUUCGAUGCAAAAGCUGUGACAUUCCAUUCAAUACUCGACCAGAUCUGACACGACAUCGUUGGUCUGUGCACCGUGAUACCUUGGUAGCAGUACUCGACAAGGAAGAAGAGCACCAGGGUGCGUCUACUGCUGAUGCUAAAUAUCGCUGCAGACGUUGCCUUGUGCAAUGUGAAUCUCGAUCAGCUCUCACACACCAUCUUUCGAUUGUGCACAGCAACUUUGAUUAUUCAAAAAAGAGCGCCCAGUCACUUUCAUCAACCAAACCAAAAACGAAUCUCCAAUGCAAUGCUUGCUCUGCUGAAUUUGAUAGUCGCUCGGCUUUGGCGAUACAUCUGUGGGCUGUACACCCUAAAAGCAUGCGAAAAGCAAGCAAGUCAUCCGCUGCUGGUGGCGAGCAAACGAUAGAGGAGCUUCAAGUAGGUGAUAUGAAUACCGCAAAGCAAGAUGGCCAGAGCAAUUACUGCAGUUUAUGCAAGAAAAAAUACAAGAAUUGGCAUUCUUACCGAUCACACGUGUACAGUAAACACAGAAAAAGUAAUGCAGAAAGAACACACAGCCCACAGUCCAAUGAAAAUGACACACCUAGCUCAAGUCGCUCGAAACCGCCAGCUUCUUCUGUCGCCAGUCCUCUUCUGCCAGACAUCAAUGACCCUAACUUUUAUUGUCAUGUGUGUGACAAAACUUUGCGAACCGAGUCUAGUUUCCUUGGCCAUUUGCUUGUCACUCACUCAAACUAUCCUUCAGAUCCAUGCCAGCAGCAGCAGCAGCAGCAGCCAACAACAACAGCAACAAGGAAAAGAACUGCCGCCGUGCUAGAUGUGGAUGACCCCAAUAAUUAUUGCGCAUUCUGUGAACGUACAUUCUUAAGCCAGGACAUCUUUUACCAACACUUGCGUUCACAACAUCACAUCAAGCGAAGACUGGACACAACAUCUGUCAUCUUCACUGCCUCCAAUCACAGCUCAGAUGCAUCAUCCUCUAAGGGUAGGCAUUUUUGCACCGUCUGUCAUCAGAGACAAGCUACCCUGGGUCAGCAUCGUCAGCACUUGCGGCUUGCCCAUAAAGUGAAGCUGCCUCCUGUCAGCAAACAGGUAGUAGCCCAAUUCAGGUACCCAAAUGAGUUUAUCGAUAUUGAAAGCCCGGAUUUGUAUUGCGCUCAGUGCGAUCAUUACUUUAGCACUAAAAUGUUCUUUAACCAGCACAUUGAAGGUGUUCAUAGGAUGUCGCUGUUGGCCUAG